Molecule: messenger RNA, 1792 nt
Organism: Ooceraea biroi (clonal raider ant)
Lineage: Eukaryota; Metazoa; Arthropoda; Insecta; Hymenoptera; Formicidae
Gene: Scp1
Product: Sarcoplasmic calcium-binding protein 1
Molecular function (GO): calcium ion binding
Source: RefSeq, a predicted model, not a curated record
CUCGACUGCAGUGUGAAAUCAUCGUCCUCCCGAGCCACUUUCUCUGCGUCAGACUCGCUGUACUUUCGGCAAAAGAGACAUCGGACAUCAGUUAUCCGAGGGGGGGGGCCAUACGCAAUGGCCUACAGCUGGGAUAAUCGCGUCAAUUUCAUAGUAAAGUUCCUGUAUGACAUAGAUAACAACGGGUGGUUGGAUAAACACGAUUUUGAAUGCAUGGCAUUGAGAAUGACGUUGAUCGAAGGCAAGGGCGAAUUCAAUUACAAUCGCUACCGAGAGAACCUGCACGUCAUGCUCUCGCUGUGGGAGGAGAUAACCGACCUGGCAGAUUUCGACAAGGAUGGCGUCGUAACGAUAGAAGAGUUCAAAAGAGCCGUGCAAAAUAGUUGCGUGGGUCGCUCCUACAACGAUUUUCCCCAAGCCAUGAAGAUGUUCAUCGAUAGCCACUUCAAGAUACUCGACAUGAACGAGGAUGGCGUAAUUGGUGCCGAAGAAUUUCGAUACGAUUGCGUUUCAAGGAUUGCCGUCGAUAACGUAGACGUCCUUGACAAAGCUUACCAGAGUCUUCUGAACGAUGAUGACAGGAGGCGGGGUGGAUUAACUCUGUCGCGUUACCAGGAAUUAUACGCACAAUUUCUCGGUAACCCCGAUGACAACUGCCCGGCGAUCUAUCUCUUCGGACCGAUCGGGCAAGAAUCGUAAGCGUUUACCGUUCGAGAUUCAACCUAAUUUUACUUGUUCUUGUGGAGAAAAAGACAUGCCAUACACGCGUAAACGCACGCUCGAUCGCUCAUUCAUUGCGUAAUGCAAUUAAAUCAUUGUAACAAGAAAGAGAUCAAGUCAAUAGGAGUCAAGGAAAUAAUACACAGCGUAGUGGUAUGGUACAAACAGGAAAAAAUUUAUUUCUAUUUAUGUGAUAACGCAGUACGAUUUUGCAUGUAAUUUCAGAUACUGGUCUGUGAGCUCUUUCCUUUCUUGUUUGCCCGUUUUUUUAUGUCGAAUCGAUUUAAUCUCUACACACAUACACGCUCUCUCUCCCCCCUACCCUGCUUUAUAAUUUUUUUGUAUUAUUUUGUCGAUACUCAAGCUUCUACACUGAUAUGCAGUCUGCCGUAUUUUCAUAGUGCAGUCGAAAUCGAACAACCAGUCCCAGUUAUGCAUUAUUUACGCAUGCUCUUUACGCGUACGGACUCCAACGGACUAAUACAAUGUGCAUUAAACUUGCGGAAGAUAUCUUCACGGUUAAAUCGACCACGUUUAACCACGCGCGUCAACAGACAUAUAUCAAACUCUUAUACAUUUUACGAUAUAUAUAUACGAUUUAUCAUUAACAUUUAAACGCAGUCAUCUCUCUCUCUCACACACGCACACACUCUCUCAUCUGCACACAAAUACAUUGUAAUAACAAUUCCAAGAGUAUUAACAAUCUCAUCUAGCAAGAUUUAUUUUUCUUUUUAACGCCAUUUUUGGCGAUUGUACAAAAGUUAGUUAUGCUCCAUAUAAAACCACACAAUAUUUCAUCAUGCUAUUCAAGUCCACGACGAAAAGCAAUUUCCUCAAUGUGGAAGCAAGCAUCAAGCACGUUGACAUUGCACAGAGAGAUGUUGAUGAUUAAAUCCAAAUACCGGUGCUUGUGUCGUACGUGAACAAGGGUGACCGUGAGACAAAUUCGUGGUACGUAUUGAGCGCAAGAGUGUCGCACAUUUUACAACUCGCACUAUACACAGUAUACUCUAGCAAAUAGAAUUGACGAUUCUACCACGUUGAAAAUCUAAGCGAUAAAAUAUAAUAGAGA